CUCACUUUCACACAAACAAAAACAUACCCUGAUCAGAGAGUUUCUCACACAUACACAUACUCACAAAACACCAUGGUGAAGUGUCUGAUCCGGAUCAAGACGAAGGUCAAUAUUCACCUGCGGAUGAUUAACCACUGCUACCGGGAUGUGAAGGUGCGGGUGCUGACGCUGGGCCCCAGACUUCUGGGUAACGUUUUGGGUGCUCUGCCCAUCAUACCCUCUCUACCCGAGUCCAGUAGCUCCUCAGGGAUCAGCCUGUCUCCAUAUGGACGAAGCCACAUACCCACAGAUUCUUUAUGUGUCAGCAGUCACUCCAUGCCUGAGCACUCCGUCUCUAGUAGCACUUCAUUACCAAGCACACACUCCAGUGAUCCAGAGGGUAAAAAUGGUGAAGCAGCAUUUUCAGAAGGAUCCAGCAAGACCUCCAGUGAUGUGUUACCCACACCAGAAUUCAAGAGCACAUAUAACCAAGAGGUGAAGGAUCAAGAAUCAGUCCUUCUGAAAGGAGAUGCAUUGGCCUGCAGCGUAAGCCAUAAGCCAAGAGGAAAAGCCUCUCACCUGGGAAAAGUCAAACCAUCAACUGGUGGCAUGGAGACACAACAGGCUGGUGAGGUGAUUGGCACGUUGGUACGACUGGUCUUAGUGAUGCUUGCUGUGCUCUUGGCCCUCCUCCUGUUUCUUAUUGCUCUCACAGAAUCAGAACUUGAUGUGGCAUUUCUGAGAGACAUCCGCGAGACACCUGAAUUCCAGCAAUUCCACUAUGCCUACUUUUGUCCACUGAGACGCUGGCUAUCCUGCACACUGCGUUGGAUAGGGGUUCUUCUCAUCAAGGAAUGA
Molecule: messenger RNA, 837 nt
Organism: Neoarius graeffei (lesser salmon catfish)
Lineage: Eukaryota; Metazoa; Chordata; Actinopteri; Siluriformes; Ariidae
Product: FERM domain-containing protein 5-like
Exons: 2
Coding region: 73-837 (254 amino acids)
Source: RefSeq, a predicted model, not a curated record